AUGGCAGGGCUGUUGGAUCGACAUUCCAGUCGCCCAGAUCCAACUAAGCUGUCAUGCUUCCGGCGCUUUGCCAUGCUGAACGCCGACCAUGGCAUGGCCCUGACAGUAUUCUCAGCAUUAGUGACAGCAUCCUCGUUGACGGAUCCUAUUUCCUGCUUGAUCAGUGCGGUGGCAGCCGCAUAUGGGCCCCUGCACUUUGGUGCUACUGUGUCUGCCCAGCGUACGCUCCGGGAAAUCGGAAGUACAGACAAGGUUCCCGAGUUUAUAGAGGGGGUAAAGAACAGGCGAACGAAGUUAUUUGGAUAUGGACACCGCUCCUACAAGGGUCUGGAUCCCAGGGUUCGUCCAAUUCAGUCAAUCCUGAAGGACCUGGACUUGUCAAAGAAUGAUUAUCUGAAAAUCACCGAGCGCAUCGAGGAAAUAGCCUCAGCAGACGACUACUUCCGUCACAGAGGAUUAUACCCCAAUGCUGACUUUUAUGGUAACUUUGUCUUCACUGCUAUGGAUAAUGGCCCACUGGCGGGAAUACAUGUGUAUGUGCUGAUUGCGGUGAGAUAA
Molecule: messenger RNA, 558 nt
Organism: Aspergillus oryzae RIB40
Lineage: Eukaryota; Fungi; Ascomycota; Eurotiomycetes; Eurotiales; Aspergillaceae
Product: putative citrate synthase
Exons: 2
Coding region: 1-558 (185 amino acids)
Biological process (GO): tricarboxylic acid cycle; carbohydrate metabolic process
Cellular component (GO): mitochondrial matrix
Source: RefSeq, a predicted model, not a curated record